CAGUCAGAGGUCUGGGGGUCUGCUGUGUGACCUUGCAGUGUUUGUAAACAGACACACGUUGCCGUUGUAAAGUAUUGAGAAUAGAAUACAAUCACGAUCUAACAAAGAGUGUCACAAAGUAUUUGCUUGAGGGACAUCGAAAAGAAGUAAAACCACGAGAGUCAUGGAACUGGAGCCUAUGUGUAUCGCUGAAAAUGAGACGGAGGGAUCUCGCGGUGAUCGGAAAGAGGGGGGUAAGAGGGGACGCAAGCCUGGAAGGAAGGCGUCCGACAAGACGGACAUGAAAGCCAAGCUUGAACGAAGUCGACAGAGUGCGAGGGAGUGUCGUGCUCGCAAGAAGCUAAGGUAUCAAUAUCUCGAGGAGUUGGUAGCCGACCGCGAAAAGGCUGUGCUCGCACUUCGAAGGGAGUUGGAGAUGUAUCGGCAGUGGGGACAAGAAUUGGACGCCGGACGAGUUCCCGAAGGGCUACAAGCGAUGCUGGAGGAGCUCGGCUCUCUGAAGCGGGAGAAAGUGACCAACUAACCGAGCGAGGAAGAGAGAAAGAGAAACACGAGUUUCACGAACAUCGAGCUUUUUUCGCCACAUUUUCUUUUUCUUUUUUUUUUUUUUUCUUUUUCCGCGAUAUCCGAUUUGAUAAUCGAACGUCAUUUCCCUCGUAUUUCCCGAUUAUUAUAUUAUUAUAUUUCCUUCGAAGGGCGUGUCGAGGAUUCAACUCGAAGAAUUCGGAUGCCUCUUCUUCUCGUUCACGGUGGAAAAAACCGUUGAAAAAACAAAGGAAAAUGGAUGGAAAAGAAAUAUCAUCCCACCUUACGGAUUGCUGUCCCGCUUUUUAGCUCUAGUCCUCUUCUCUCGUCUCGUCCAAUCCUCGAAGAAGAAAAAUUCGUUCGGUGUUGUUGUUUCUCUAGUUAUUAUUAUUACUAUUAUAACGUUUAACGUUUUAUCCUUGACGCCUCACGAAAGAAAAUUGUUCGUGUAUCCUUGUUGUUUGUGAUCGAUUAAGUUAAAGAAAUAUUAUCUUUCUUGUUUUUUCUUUUUUUUUUUUUUUUUUUUUUUUUCUCUCCUCUUCAAUUUUAUCAUCGUUGUGAUUCUUCGACGAUGUAAAUGUCGAUCGGUUGGUGGUACCUAUUGCCGGCCGACGCUCAGUGUACCUACUUACAAGUACCUUUUUCCGACGAUUGUUAGAGAAUAGAGAAUAUGAGAAGAGAUAAAAUUAUAUAUUGCUGUUACGCGUUGACAAAGGACGAUCGUCAUAGUCAAAAAAAAAAAAAAAAAAAAAAAAAAAAA
This is a messenger RNA of Apis mellifera (honey bee), 1285 nucleotides long. RefSeq names its product cAMP-responsive element-binding protein-like 2 (gene REPTOR-BP). Gene Ontology annotation, molecular function: DNA-binding transcription factor activity. NCBI's taxonomy places the organism in Eukaryota, Metazoa, Arthropoda, Insecta, Hymenoptera, Apidae. The record is from RefSeq and is a predicted model, not a curated record. Gene Ontology annotation, biological process: regulation of DNA-templated transcription. Gene Ontology annotation, cellular component: nucleus. Bases 164 to 523 code for a protein of 119 amino acids. The transcript has 4 exons.